AUGACAGACACAAGGUGCAGCUCCGGCUUCUACAGAGAGCGGGCCGGACCAUACCGGGGUCAGUGUGUGCCAUGUAGCUGCAAUGGACUCUCCAAUGAGUGUGAUGAGCGAACAGGGAACUGUGUGAACUGUCAGUUUGACUCCACCGGGGACCGCUGUGAACGGUGUAAAGAGGGUUACUAUGGAAACGCAGCUGAGAGGACUUGCCGUGCCUGUCCGUGCCCCUUUACACGGAACAAUUUCGCUCUGGCCUGCCUGGACAUUGGCUCAGGAGUGGUUGAGUGCUUGUGUAAACGUGGUUACAGUGGAGCCAGAUGUGAGAGAUGUGCAUUUGGUUACUAUGGUAACCCAGUGGUGUAUGGAGGCAGCUGCAAGCCCUGCAAUUGCAAGGACAGCUCGAACAUUUGUGAUUCUCUGACUGGAGAGUGCAUCACAUCUGGAAACAGCAGCUGUGGUGCUCACUGCCAUGAAUGUGACAGCUGUACUAUGUCCUUACUGCUCGACUUGGAAAGGAUGGAUGAUGUCCUGGCUCAGCAGAAGCAGCAGCUGCAGAACGUCUCUGAUGGCGCUGGUUCCAUCUUCAGGCUGAACGACCUGCAGGCUAACAUUUCUGAAACCAAGAUUCGGGUUUGGAGGUACAGCACCGCCGUGAGACACCUGGAUCCAAAGGUUGAACAGCUGGAAGCAGAUGUGGAUGCUGUCAGAGAUGACUUGAGUCAACUGACCGACCAGACACUUGAAUCUGUAUCAGAUCUGGAGGAAGUCUUGCAGAAUGCCAGUGAAACAAAGUUAAAGGCGGAGGAUCUUCUCUCUGAAGCUGAAACUCUCCUCACAGCAAUACAAGAUUUGAUAAAGCAGCAAACUGAGGUGAAACCUGGAGAGUCGGCUACUCUGUCUCAAAGUGACAGAGCCAGGAUGAUGGAGGAGGCUCAGCGCGUCGUGCAGGAGAUGAGAGAGCGAGGCUGCGCUGCUCAGAGAGGCCGGGCUGGCAGAGAGCAGGAGGACGCACACCACUUGCUGGACAUAAUCAGGAACAUGACAGAUCCUGUGGAAACCAACCAGGCUGUGUUAAAUCAGACUGCAGACUCACUGAUGGCCUCAGACUCUGCUCUGAGGGAAGUGGCUGUGCUGCUGUCAGACACGAAGGACAGAGUCAACAGGACACAGAGCCUCAACCUGAAGAGUGGUGCUACCCUACAGCAUCUGGAGCAUCUUCAGUCUCAGCUGGAAGGGGAACAAAGCGCGCUCCUUCCUGUGACUGGAAUGACUAGAGACCUGCUAAAGAACACCACCGACGUCUUUUUAAUGCUUGAGGAAAUUAAGAGCGAAUUUGAGAAUCACGCAGCUCAGUUAGACGGUGCCAAGCUGGAACUCUUAAAGAAGUUAAACAACAUCGUCCAGAUUAAGACAAAGGUGGAUAUUGUGAGCAAAGCUGAGGAGCACGCAGAGAAGCUCAACAGAGAGGCAGCAGAAUUUCAGCAGGUGCUUCAUAACUCUACCAACAGUACUGACCUGCACAGUGUGCUGAGUGUAGGAGCCUAUAAUAACAUCAUAAAGGCCAUAGAAGAGGCAGAGAUGGCAGCAAAUCAGUCCAGAGAGGCUGUUGAUCAGGCCUCAAAGGAUGUGAAGGAGGGAGGCCUCGUCAACAGGGCCGAAGGACUCAAAGAUAAUUCAACUCAUUUACAGACAGAAGCCAACGAGACUCAGCGUAAACUUGAAACGCUGUCACAUACAGUGAACACCCUCAAAGACCGUGUGAAUACGCAAAAGGAAAAAGGAGAAUCUCUGAGAACGGACAUCUCAACCGUCACUGACAACCUCAACAAGAUCAAAAGAGAUGACACAGACGUCCUGAUAAAGUCUGCAAAAACAGCUGCCUCUGCCUCCAACUCCACCGUCAAUGAUAUAACAGAGAGAGUGAGGAACCUCAGCCAGGAUGUGGAGAGAAUACCUUUGACCAAUGUCAGUGUGAAUAUAGAUGAUACGUUGGCUGAAGCAGAGCAAGCAUUGAAGAACUUGAGCACAGCCGUCCCUGUGUUGGAAGACAAAAUCACACAAGUUGAGGCUCUCAGUGAGAAGGCGUCUCCCGGUGCCAACAUGACAGAAAGCAUCAGGAGAAUCAAGGACGUGAUAGAGGAGACAAGAAACUUUGUUGACAGGCUCUCAGUUGCCACCACCUUCUACGGAAAAGGUCACGUUGAGCUUCGUCCUCCGAGAAACCUUGACGACAUAAAAGCGUUUACAGCCGUUGAUCUGCUUCUCAAUCGCCAUCAAAACAAUCCCUCCAAGGCUAACUACAGACGGAAGAGACGGCAGAACAAACACAGAGAUGCCAACAUGUUUGUUUUCUACCUGGGUAACAAAGAUGCUUCCGGAGACUACAUCGGGAUGGCUAUCAGCAGCAAUGUGUUGACUUGUGUCUACAAGUUGGGUGGAGUCGUCCAUGAGAUUGUUACCAGCCCAAUAACAACAACCACCAAUGUGAACUCCUCAGACUUUGACAGGGUUAUCUUCCACAGAGUUUACCAAGAUGCUGAAGUGAACAUCACAGGGAACUUCACAUCACAGAAUCCGAUCCACCGCUCACCUAAACGUAACCAUCCAAACACAAUGACUGGUGUCCUUGAACUGGAUCCAGUCAGCGUUGUGUUCUACGUGGGCGGUUAUCCUAAAAACUUUAUGCCUCCAGUGCAGCUGCGUUACCCACAGUACAGAGGAGCAAUGAAGCUCUCCUACAUAAACAAUAACCCUGUGAGUCUGUUUAACUACAAGCGUGCCGUCAAUAUGGAUGCAAAGCAGCCUCCCAUCAAGAUUCCCCACUCAGAGGUGUCGGAUUAUUACGAUGGAACAGGUUACCGCAUGGCGAUUAUAAGGGAGCCACACAAGAUGAAGAGAAGACUGUUCAGAUUUCACACUAACAGCCGAGAGACAAAUGCCGUGCUGUUCUUCAUCGGAAAUGAAGGGUCUUUUUUCUGUGUGUUUGUGGAAAGAGGCUUCCUGGUGCUUCAAGGACAGCAAGCUGGUCGAGAGCUCAGAGUUCAGAGUGCUGACAAAGUGUCUCUAUUCGACAAACCCUUUGCAAUCACCAUUGCAGACAGGUUCAUUGUGCACUGUGGACCACAGCAGAUCUCCACAGAACACAAUCAAACAAACUACAUGAGUUUUUACAUCGGGGGUGUACCAGCACAGCUCAGACAGAGACACAACAUCACAGCUCCAGCAUUGAGAGGAUGUGUGGAUCAUCUGACAGUAGACACUGAGAUCGCUGAGUACUUCAGGACGAUUGGUGUCAGCAACAGAUGUCCAGUUUCACUACUGGGUGUUCGUUCAGCUACGUUAUAUUCAGCUCUGUCUGUUGAUUCCUCGGCUCUUUGGGGUGAACAGACGGCCGGAGUCUCUCUGGGCUUCAGGAGCACAGACAGAGACGGUCCUCUUCUCAGAAGCAGCUCUCAGGGUUCCACCUCUGUCCACAACUUUAAGCUGUCUCUGGAUGACGGCUAUGUAGUAUUUAAGAGUGAUGAUUACACCUUAAGGUCGGAUGACAGGUACAGUGACGGAAGCUGGCACUACUUGUCUGCAGUAAGGAGGCCAACAGGGUUGGAGCUCAGGAUUGAUAAUGUAAAGGUGAUUCGGGGACAAUCACCUGGUUUGAGGCUGGAGGAUCAAAAUUCGCAAGGAGGGAAAUUCAAAAGCUGCAUCGCUAACCUUUACAUCAGGAGAGGCUUCCUGGUGCUUCAAGGACAGCAAGCUGGUCGAGAGCUCAGAGUUCAGAGUGCUGACAAAGUGUCUCUAUUCGACAAACCCUUUGCAAUCACCAUUGCAGACAGGUUCAUUGUGCACUGUGGACCACAGCAGAUCUCCACAGAACACAAUCAAACAAACUACAUGAGUUUUUACAUCGGGGGUGUACCAGCACAGCUCAGACAGAGACACAACAUCACAGCUCCAGCAUUGAGAGGAUGUGUGGAUCAUCUGACAGUAGACACUGAGAUCGCUGAGUACAUCAGGACGAUUGGUGUCAGCAACAGAUGUCCAGUUUCACUACUGGGUGUUCGUUCAGCUACGUUAUAUUCAGCUCUGUCUGUUGAUUCCUCGGCUCUUUGGGGUGAACAGACGGCCGGAGUCUCUCUGGGCUUCAGGAGCACAGACAGAGACGGUCCUCUUCUCAGAAGCAGCUCUCAGGGCUCCACCUCUGUCCACAACUUUAAGCUGUCUCUGGAUGACGGCUAUGUAGUAUUUAAGAGUGAUGAUUACACCUUAAGGUCGGAUGACAGGUACAGUGACGGAAGCUGGCACUACUUGUCUGCAGUAAGGAGGCCAACAGGGUUGGAGCUCAGGAUUGAUAAUGUAAAGGUGAUUCGGGGACAAUCACCUGGUUUGAGGCUGGAGGAUCAAAAUUCGCAAGGAGGGAAAUUCAAAAGCUGCAUCGCUAACCUUUACAUCAGGAGGCCCGAGCAGAGCUUUAUACCUGCUGAUCUGAGCUCAUUUCCACAAACAGGAGUUGCAGUACUUGGCCUCUGCAGUCUCCAUCAAGCACCGCACACCAAGCUUCUACAAGACCCUGUAUUAAGAAGGUCCCAGAAACACAAACCUAUUCAGGUUCCAACAGGGAGUCAGUGUAAACACCGGCGAGCACACCAUGAAUACCAGCUCACUGAGGAGCACAGUUGGCUCAGUUACACGGUGCCACAGCAGGACCUUAAUCACAGGCCUCACUUUUCCCUUGACAUAAAGACCAAGUCGUCCAAAGGGCUUAUCCUCCAUGUGGCAGGGAGAGGAGUCGUCCCCUUGCUGGCUCUGUACAUGGCAAAUGGCAAGAUCAAGAUGUCUCUCGGGCAAAACAGAAUCAUCCUGCACAAGCAGCAGAGCAACGACGGGAACUGGCACAGAGUGGAGCUCAGUGUGGAGAGGAGCACUUUCCACCUGCUGGUUGAUGGGAACCGUGUGACUGAUGGAGAUCUGCCCAACAACGAGGGAUCAUCUUUAAACCUACACAACCCCGUGUACCUGGGAGGUGAUCCCAGGAGCAAAAUCACAAAAGGACAUAACAUCCCCACCAACAGUGUUAUUGGUUGUAUACGGGAUUUCAGAAUGAAUGACGUAGUUAUCGGGGAGCCUGAGGAAAGCCACAAAACUUUACCCUGCAUGGACGGGCUCACAGAGAUGGGGACAUACCUCGGCGGCGGUCACAUCAUCUUGGAUAAUUACUUCUCAUUUGGCUCCCCGUUUGCGCUGGCUUUCGAGCUGCGGCCUCAGUACCUGACAGGUCUUCUCUUCCAUGUUCAGAGUCACAAGGCCAGCUUUAAUGUGUUCUUAAUGGAGAACAAGGUGGGUGUUGAAGUGCAUGACGGUGAGGAGGCUGUCAGUGUCUCAAUAACUCCUCCUGAGAGCCUCUGUGAUGGAAAAUUUCACAUGGUUACAGUGUCCAAACAACGUGAUGUUAUUGAACUGGCAGUGGACUCCAUGUCUGAGCAGAGAUACAUUCCCUUCAUAUCCACCUCAACAACACUGGAGACACUUUACAUCGGAGGGACAACAAAGCAGACCAGAGUCUCCGUGUUCUCACCAUUUGUGGGCUGCCUACGAAAUGUGAAGUUUUAUGGAAGACCUGUUGCACUGGAGACAGGAUCCAGGGUGGUCGGACCUGUCAGCAUCAACACAUGCCCAGCAGAAUAAGACGUGUAAUUAACGGGGGACAUGCCAACAUCUUUUACUCCUCAGAGACAUCAUUACAAAGUGCGCAGACAGGCUUUGUUGAAACCCUAAAACCCAGCGCCCCUUAGCUGCUGUUGCUACACCUGUCAGGUUUUACUGUUUCACACCUCACACAGUUUAACUAAUAAAGGAACAGAUAUACACCCUGAAAUAACUAAACCUCUGUCAAGCUAAAUUUAGAAACACGAUUUCAGACAGAGAAAAACAGACUUCUCACUUCUACCUGACGACCAUUGAACGUCAGCUGAAAUGACAUCUGUUGCUACCAAAUUUAACCAGCUGUAGCUAAUUAAGCUAAUGUUUAGACAACGUCCUUAGUUGGCUUUUUUUGCCUCCUGGGCACUGCAGUGGUGCACUUAAGCAAGGCACUGAACCCCCACCUGCUCAGGGUGCCUGUCUAUGGGCAGCCCCCUUGCUCUGACAUCUCUCCAUUUAAUGCAUGUAUAGGUUCUGUUUGUGCACGUGUGUGUAUUUCAGGUGGUUCAGUGGUUCCCAGCUGGUC
Molecule: messenger RNA, 6217 nt
Organism: Epinephelus lanceolatus (giant grouper)
Lineage: Eukaryota; Metazoa; Chordata; Actinopteri; Perciformes; Serranidae
Source: RefSeq, a predicted model, not a curated record